Drosophila sulfurigaster albostrigata is the source of this 687-nucleotide messenger RNA. RefSeq names its product serine protease grass-like. NCBI's taxonomy places the organism in Eukaryota, Metazoa, Arthropoda, Insecta, Diptera, Drosophilidae. The record is from RefSeq and is a predicted model, not a curated record. The annotation marks the transcript as partial. Gene Ontology annotation, molecular function: serine-type endopeptidase activity. Gene Ontology annotation, biological process: proteolysis. The transcript has a single exon.
AGAGUUGCUGUUCGCUUGGGAGAGCAUGACCUGGACACAGAAGAUGGAGGAGAAAUAGAGUAUGGAAUUGAGGACAUACGAACACAUCCCAACUAUAAGCACGGAUCCAUCAACUACGAUAUAGCACUUAUCAAACUAGAUAGAAUCGUCGAAUUUGAAUUAUUCAUUGAGCCCAUCUGUCUUCCCAUCAAUGUUUCCCAAGAUCUGAAAUAUAACGAGAACUUAUACAUCGCCGGUUGGGGUAAAACAGAAGAUGAAGUACCAUCUCCGAUUCUACUCAUGGCUGAGGUCCAACAACAACAUCUGGAUGUAUGCCGUAAAUACUAUUCGAAUGCACCACUUAGUGAAAAUCACAUCUGCGCCUUGGGCGAUAGUCAGCAGGAGACAUGUCGUGGUGACUCUGGUGGUCCGCUAUUCUCCGCCAAUUUAAUCGACAACACACCACAAUGUGUGCAGUUUGGUGUUAUCUCUUUUGGAGGUCUCGGUUGUGGCAUCAACAAAAAUCGUCCAGGAGUAUUUGCUUCAGUUCUCGAUAUGCUGCCUUGGAUAACGCAGAAUCUCUAUUAAAUAACAGAUAAAGAAUAUAAUUUUUAUUUAAAAACUGUAAAUAACUACAUUAAAUGGUUUAAAAUGCUAAUUCUAAACUAUUCAAUAAAUUAAUGAAUACCAUAAAUCGGAUUUGCUUAU